This is a messenger RNA of Phytophthora nicotianae INRA-310, 675 nucleotides long. RefSeq lists its product as hypothetical. The coding region runs from base 1 to 675 and encodes 224 amino acids. The transcript has a single exon. NCBI's taxonomy places the organism in Eukaryota, Oomycota, Peronosporomycetes, Peronosporales, Peronosporaceae. The record is from RefSeq and is a predicted model, not a curated record.
AUGUGGUCAUUCCUCUCUGGACGCUCAAACAGCACUUUACACUCGAUCGACUUCCCAUUACAAGCUUUACAAGAUGCUAUCUCCACUGGCAACGAGAGCAACGUCUGGAAAGUGCUACGUCAACAGCGUAUCCGCAACGAGCUUAUCCACAGCACUACGACUCACAAAGUACCAAGGGAUGCGCAACAGCAGAAAUGCAAUGUCUUUACAUGCGUCCAAGCUGCUGUUCAGGAAAAUCUGCCUCGCGUCGUGCUCGCAAUGUACCGCUUCAAUCAAGACGACGUUCGACUCGCGACGUGGUAUGCGCUUUACCGUCUGAAGAGCGAUCAAAAGGUUAAACUCUCGCGUGAUCUAAUAGCACUUGCUCAAACUCAACGUCGCCUGUGGCUCUGGGAUCGUAUUGGAGCGCUUGUGCUGCUUCGACAUAGGCAAGUCACUCCACGGCGAGCCAGUCAACGACAGGUCUACGCUGUACAUCCCGUCGCGUUGACCCCUGUCGAAGCAUUCAAGAUCAUUCUGAGCUUCAUUGACUUGCACGAAAGUCGAGAAGCUCGCUUGCUUAAGUUCCUUAUUGAAGCACGACAGUGUCCGAUAUGUUCGAGAUUAUGUAUCCCCGGUCAUUGUAAGGCCGGACGUCUGCGCAAGAUGGAGAGACGAGUAUCCAAGCGGCCAUGA